This is a messenger RNA of Ictidomys tridecemlineatus (thirteen-lined ground squirrel), 4929 nucleotides long. The record is from RefSeq and is a predicted model, not a curated record. NCBI's taxonomy places the organism in Eukaryota, Metazoa, Chordata, Mammalia, Rodentia, Sciuridae.
AUGGCCCUGACCUCUCGCUUUACGGAGGAGGAGGAGGAGGAGGAAGGGGAAGAGAUAGAGGAGGAGGAGGAGGAGGAAGAAGAAGAAAAGAAGGAGGGGAAAAGGGAUAAGGAGGAGUGGAGAGAAGAAACAAAAGAGGAGAAGGGAGAUGAGGGAGAGGAGAAGGAAGAAGAAGAGGGUGAAGGUGAGGAGGAAGGAGAGGCAGAGGAAGAGCCUGAGGUGGUGGUGAAGGAGGAAGAGGCUGUUGUAAAAGAAACCGAGGACAAGUUUGGAAAAACUGAGGAAGAAGAGGCUGCAGGAGUCCAGGAGGACAUCACAGUGAUACCUUUAGAAAUCAUGUCCAUGAUCAGUUUGGAGAAAGAAUUUUCUAGUUCUCAGUCAUCCAUUUCAGAAGCUUUCCUGGAAACCCAAGGAGAUAAGUCUUCCUUACCAUCAGACAAUUCUGAAAUAAAUGAAAUUUUAAGAGAUCUCAGCUCACAACAUUCAUUUCUGGAUUCAGAGCAAAUCAAUAAUGAGAUUGAUCAGACAGAUUGGCAGUUCCCAGAAGAGCUUGAGGAGAAACCUGGAGAAGCUCCCCAAGACACCGUGGAACAAGCAAAAGGGGAUUUGAUAUCAGAACAGGAAGCCACAGAAUCAGAAGAGGAUGAAAGGACACAUGAAAAGAAAGAGUCAUACAACCUCACUGAAAAAGGAGAAAAAGAAAGGGCCUCCAAGGAGUCCCUGGUGUCCACCACCACAGAGGAUUCCUUGUUCCAAAAGGAUGAGAGCACCCCUGUGUACCCUUUGAACUUGACCUGGUCGUUUGGAUGGAACAGUUCCCUCCCUGUCUUCUAUGUCCGUGAGAAGAACCAUAGAGUCCUUCUGUACGUGUCUUCUCACAAUGCCGUCAUCUAUAAUAUCUUCAGGAAUAGCCAGUACCACCUGCAGGGCCACCCCAACCUCAUCUCCUGCCUCUGCAUCAGUGAAGACAGGCGGUGGGUUGCCACAGCGGACAAAGGACCAGACUGCCUGAUAAUUAUAUGGGACACCUUCACAGGGAUUCCUGUGCACACCAUAUUUGACAGCUGCCCAGAAGGUAAUGGCAUUAGUGCAAUAGCCAUUACCCGUGAUGCCAAGUAUCUGGCAACCAUCUCAGACGCUGAAGUCCAGAAAGUGUGCAUCUGGAAGUGGACUUUGGCAGUGGAGACACCGGCGUGCAGUCUCCUCCUCCCCAAAGAGUAUGGUUUCCAGAACUACCUUACUUUUAAUCCAACAAAUAAUAAAGAAUUGGUGAGCAAUAGUAAAACACAGGCAAUAUAUUAUUCAUGGUGUGAAGAGAAAAAUAUACUUGCUCACAGUGCCCCACUCUUAACAGAAAAAACAUUCAACAAGCUUGUGGGAAAAUUUAGCCAGUCCGUCUUUCACUUGAAUUUAACACAAAUACUCUCGGCGACGAUGGAAGGGAAGCUGGUCGUCUGGGAUGUACACCGUCCCCCGGAGUCUUCCUCCACCCUCUUUAGCUUUCCCUACAUCAAGCCCUGUAAACUGGUACAUCUGCAGAGGGAGGGCAUCACCGUGCUCACUACAGUUGAUAACUACCUUGUCACAGGUGACAUUAGGGGUAACAUUAAGUUCUACGACAGCACCCUGUCAAUUGUUAACUGGUACAGUCACUUCAAACUGAGUCCCAUAAGGAGUCUAUCCUUUUCAAAUAUCCCAGCAAAUCCUCCUACUGAGGAAUCAAACUUCCUUCCGGACUGUACUUUAAAAGGUGACUUUUUCAUUGUCAGGAAUUUUAUCAUUGGAACAUCUGAUGCCUCGGUGUACCACUUAACAACAGAUGGCACCAAACUUGAGAAGUUAUUCAUAGAGCCCAAAGAUGCCAUUUAUGCCAUCUCCUGCCACCCAUACCAACCUCUAAUCGCCAUUGGGAGUGUCUGUGGGAUAAUUAAAGUGUGGGAUUAUGAAAAGAAGAAGUAUCUUUUCAGCAGGGUCUUUGAGAAAGGGCUCGGAAUCCAGAGUCUGACCUACAACCCUGAAGGAGCUCUGCUUGGAGCUGGCUUCACAGAGGGGACAGUUUAUAUUCUUGACGCAAUGUCCUUAGUAAAUGAAACCCCACAGGCUUUCAAGUAUUCCAGGACCAGUGUGACUCACGUCAGCUUCUCUCAUGACUCCCAGUAUAUGGCGACUGCUGAUGUAAAUUUCACUGUGGCUGUGUACAUGGUAGUAGUUAAAAGUGGACAAAGGGUCUGGGAAUAUUUAGCAAGACUCCGCUCUCACCGCAAAAGCAUCCAAAGCCUCCUAUUUGGGGUUCACCUGGACAGCAACGAGCCUAGGCUGCUGAGCCUGGGUUCAGACAGACUCUUGAUAGAGUAUAAUCUCAUCAAGAGCUACAAAGACAACCUGGAAGUCUUGGACAUACAUCGAACUGACCAGGGCAACUACCCAACCUGUAUGGUCUGGUACCCGCCACUGGUCAAGGAGCAAUUCUUGCUUAUUUGCAAUAGUGGCUACAAAAUGAAACUUUUUAAUUCGACCACCAAAAUGUGCAGAAAGACGCUUCUUGGGCCAACUUAUGGAUCUCCUAUCAAGCAGACGCAGGUCCUCCCUGUGAAAACCACCCUGGAUCUACAGAGGCGCUACCUGGUGUUCAUUAACAAAGACAAGGUAGCAGCCCUCUGCUCUCUACCUCUACUCUUUACCUCUCACCUGUGGGCAGCAGUCAGUCCCAAGGACUGUGGGUGCCCUGUAUCACUGAGUCCCACACUUGACAUUGAAUUUUCUGUCUCUGGCUUAUUACAGAGGGACUUCUCUGACGGAGUUGGCAGAGACCUGCACUGGACUGGUGGCUCAGUGCCCUUCAGAGGGCCCUGCUCCAGGCAGAGCCCUGCCUGGGCCGUGUUGGAGCAUGAGUGCCUCCUAAUUGUGACUUUCUGUUGCUGUUCCAGUGCCCUGGAGGCUGCGGUUUCUCUUGGGGGUGAAGACUUGACCCCGUUCUAUGGUCUGGUGUCUGGUGGCAGGGAAGGAAAGUUCUACAGGGAGCUGGAGGACUAUUUUUACUACUCUCAGCUCCGCAGUCAAGGUAUUGAUACAAUGGAGACCAGGAAGGUGUCGGAACACAUUUGCCUGUCGGAGGUUCCUUAUGUCAUGAGAGCAAUUGGCUUUUACCCAUCCGAAGAGAAGAUUGAUGACAUGUUUAAUGAAAUCAAAUUUAGUAAAUACGUGGACACUGGAAAGCUAAUUGACAAAAUCAAUCUACCAGAUUUCUUCAAAAUUUACCUUAACCACAGGCCACCUUUCGGUAACACCAUGAGUGGCAUCCAGGAGAGCUUUAAAGUUCUUGGUUAUACCAAUUCCAAAGGAGAAAAGGCUAUUCAGAGAGAAGAUUUCCUGGAACUGCUCCUAACUAAAGGUGAGCACAUGACAGAGGAGGAGAUGCAUGACUGCUUUGCCACACUGUUUGGCCUGAAUCCUGAGGGGUGGAAAUCGGAGCCUGCGGCCUCGUCUGUCAAAGGCUCAAAAAUUUGCCUCAAAGAAGAACUUCCAGACGAAAUCACUGCGGAAAUAUUUGCGACUGAAAUUCUUGGCUUAACCAUUGCAGAGGAUUCUGGAUGAUAUGGUCAGUGAAGCUGUGAGGAAUGUUUGAAGCACAAAGGACUUGUGCGUGCAUUUUCCAAGAAGCAUUACUUUUUCUGCGUUUGUUUCCCUACCCCCACUCUAAUCUUCAGAACAUUUAGACAUUAAAAGAAAAUUUCUUUUAAGCUUUGGAAUUUGCUAAGUUGGACAUUCCAGUGUUUCUGAAAUAGAAAAGUGGGCGGAGACAAGAACAGCCCUAGCAGCUGGGUGUACAUGGUGGCUGGACACCGAGGACUGUCUUCGUGCCUCAUCUAAGGCAGUUCUUCCUGGAUGGGUUUGCAUAGGAUACAGCGGGUCUCAGCCAGCAACAGACCUUCCUGUUGACAUGAGUGGUCCAGGGAAAUGAUAGUCAGUGGCCCUAUUCCCUUCCCCUGGAGUGUCACCUGGCCCCUUGGCCUAAUGUGACUCAGUAUGGAUCAGCUCUGCCUGUUGUGAAGCUGGGGAGGAGGUGCUGGGUGCUCUGGGCUCCUGAGAGUCACCAACUGUGGCAUUUUCUCAGCAAAAACCCAAGCAGUUGUGUGUGGCUGUUAAGAUGAGCACCACUGGCCAUGCGUAUCCCCGGUGGCAACUGCCAGAGGGAAUACAGAAGCAGCUGGAGCCCUGUGCUGCACCUGGGCCAGAGCCCCGUGCAGCCCCACUCCUGUGGGCCAGUACCUCCCCUUGCACCUCAGACUAACCAGCAGGGUUGUGGUCGCUUCACCACCUCACACUCUGCUUGGCUUCAGGACAGAUAGUGGGCAAAAGCAGGGGCUAGUUCCUCAGCUCCAAGGACAUGUAGGGGACAUCAUCACUAAGUUCACAGUGGUAUUUUGGCCUCAGAAAUAGCACAGCAUCACAGUGUAAGCAGAGGAAGGUUAGGUUCUGAUCUUAGAGCUUUGUCAUCGUUUCUGAGGCCUUGGUCAGGCAAACAUGUCCAGUGCUUCCAUCCAGCGUGCUCAGUCCAGCACACCCACACCCCAACCUGCGCAUUUCCCAGAAAAACCAGCACCAAGACAAAGUGCCACUCUCCUAAGGAGCAGUCCCCAGGAGAGAAACCCAGCAGCAGCAGCUGCCACUUCCUGUGUUGAGCCUUCUCACUGCCUCGUGUCCAGUUGAAAAUUUGGCAUAGUGAGUCUUUGGAACACCCUGGAACAUGGAACGGAAGGAACCAUCUGCCCCAAACCAGGCUGUGUCACAGCGACCUUGGGGCAGAUGGUGCGAGCCAAGGUUCUGUAGGCGCCUGCUUGUUAGAGCAUGUCACCAGGGCUCUGCAACCUCGUUUACAUUUUGUUCUUUAAAAAAAGCACAAAAAUAAAAACAAGCUUUAUACAUCAA